ACCGUGGUGGAGACGCUGUACUGUAAGUCCUGUGAGCUCCCCAUGCGGGUCAGGAGGGACCGGAUUUUGGAGCACCUGGCUUCAGGGCGGCAUUACCGGAACCGGCGGCUGAUCAAGCAGCACUGGAACAGAGCUCCGGUUUUAAUCUCCACUGGUGGUGAUCAGGUUGGCAAUAUUCCAGUGCCUCUAGACUCGGCAUGGCACCCUCAGCCCUCCUUCAUGCUGCAGUCUAGCUCCAGCAGUAACUCCGUUAGCACCACAAACCUGGUGCCAUCUCCUCCUCCUCCUCACCACCAUCACCCCUCCUGGAUCACCGGCCCGCUGAACCCCAUCAGCUCCACCACAAACCUAGUGAGCAACAAAGAUCCAGCACCGUCUACCUCUUCCUCACUCCCGUCAUCGUUUGGCACAAUCCAUGUCCAGAAUCCAUCCAUAUCCUCCAAACACAUAAACCAAAGGCAUAUCAUUUCUGAAGCUACCAAUAGCAUGGUUCCUGGACGGCCAAUCGGCAACUUUGGCUCACGCGGCCGCGGUGGCAUUGGACUAGCCGUAUUCGGGGUGGGUCAUGGAAGCAGAGCAUUGAUGAGAAGUUUGACAGAGGACCAUGGCUGUUACCUGCAUUACAUUGUAGAGAAUCAGUUGUCUGAAGUGGAGAAAGCCUUUGGUGGUGGACUCUUGACCAAGACGAGAGUAUUGCCUGAACAGGAUGUGGACAUUGCCCUUGGCGACCAACGUGUGUCUGGUAUUGUCAUCUGCUCUCCGCCAGUCGCAGCCGCCCGGUUGACCCUGGAAGCAUUACGUGCUGGGAAAGCUGUCCUGUGCGAGAAUCUCCUCAGUACCAACACAGCGAUGGUGGAAGCGUGCUUCGAUGAAGCGGAGAAACGCGGAAAGCCGCUAGUAUGCGGCUUUUACAAGAGAUUUGACCCCGCGCUAAGAUACUUAUACAAAAAACUUCAUGAGUCCAGCGGCAUGGGAAGAAUUCAGAGGCUUUCUGCAGUCAGUCGUCUCUAUCCUCCGAUUCCUCUCAACAGGUUGAAGAUGUCAGGAGGCAUCUUCUAUAGCACGGCUUUACACGACAUCGAUAUUGUCAGCUGGUUACUUGGCGUGAGUGUUCCAGAUACAGUGUUCUCACUGGGACAUGCCUUCUGUUCUGAUCUAGGCACAAUGAAGGAUGCAGACACGGUGAACAUCAGCAUGAAGUUUUCUAGCGGAAUCAUAGUGAGUUUGGAUAUCAGUCAGCAUUGCACAAAAACCUGCGACCAAAGGCUGGAGCUGUACGGCUGUCAGGGAUCACUACGUCUAGACAAUCAGAAUCCUCUGUGCAUUAUAGAGAAUAACUCCUCUUUCCCAACCCUGUCCCAUUCACACCAUGAGAGGUAUAGAGAAGCCUACAAAGAUCUCUUCCAGCACUUUAUACGCACCAUCAAAGGCAAAGAAUGUCCAGCAAUCACCAAAGAACAAUACCUCUGUGCAUUGCAGAUCGCUGCAGCGGCCGAGCAGUCCUGGCAGAACGGUUCAGCUGUAGACCUGCGGAACGAGGCCGUAGAUAUAUCUAUUAUAAAGACUGAGGUCAUAUGA
Messenger RNA from Staurois parvus, 1578 nucleotides. The record is from the annotation of a GenBank genome assembly. NCBI's taxonomy places the organism in Eukaryota, Metazoa, Chordata, Amphibia, Anura, Ranidae.